AUGGAAGAUACUAGGUUCACCGUCUGCAAAGUUGAGUCAGAAAACAAGAAGAAUGGGAUACACAUGGGCGCUAACAUCAUCACGCGUCCUCUGCGCUCAUCUGCGGAGACGGCUGAGCGUGACGUGGCAGUUAAUAAUCAGCCCGAUACCUGGCUACAUGACGCAGGCUGGAGAAGAAAAAGGUCGCUGGCUCAGCUCACGCGGGAAGCACUGCCUAGGAUGGAGAACUAUAGGAACUCUAAACGCGCGCUGAAAAGGCCUAGCCUUGGAGAGCUGCACGGGGAUAACCUUAUUACUGAAGAGGAGGAGCCGCGAAUAAAUCAAAGAGAUACAAAAUCACCAACUCCAGUGACAGGAAUUAAACUAGGAUGGAUUCAGGGUGUACUAAUACCAUGUCUGCUGAAUAUAUGGGGCGUGAUGCUGUUCCUGCGGAUUUCGUGGGUAGUGUCGCAGGCGGGGAUAGGACUCACGCUGAUCAUUAUCGCGAUUUCCGCCAUUGUUUGCGUCAUCACCACGUUGUCCAUGAGCGCCAUCUGUACCAAUGGGGAGGUAAAAGGAGGUGGAAUCUACUACAUAAUUUCCAGAUCCCUCGGCCCAGAAUUUGGAGCGUCAGUUGGCAUUAUCUUCGCUUUCGCCAACGCGGUAGCGGCUAGUAUGAAUACAAUCGGGUUUUGUGAUUCUCUUAAUGAUUUGUUGGGCACACAGGGAGUGAAGAUCUUUGAUAAUGGUCCUAAUGAUACUAGGAUAGUUGGCACGAUCGCUCUGAUCGUCAUGUGCAUCAUUUGCGCCGUCGGAAUGGACUGGGAGAGCAAAGCACAGAAUUUUCUAAUUGCGAUCAUUGUUAUUGCUAUGGGGGACUUUAUUAUCGGCACAUUCAUGGGACCAAAGAGUUUGGAGGAAAUUAGUAAAGGCUUUAUUGGUUUCAGUGUAUCAACAUUCAAGUCUAACUUUGGUCCGGACUUUCGGUACAGUGAGAAUUUGCAUCAAGACUUCUUCACCGUCUUUGCAAUAUUCUUCCCGUCAGUUACCGGGAUACAGGCCGGUGCUAACAUAUCGGGUGACCUUAAGGACCCUGCCACCGCAAUUCCUAAAGGGACACUUUUGGCUUUACUGAUAUCCAUGGUGAGCUACGCUCUGAUGGUGUUUUUUUCUGGUGGUGCCGCAUUGAGGGACGCAAGCGGCAAUAUGACAGAUUUAGUGCUCGAAAACGGCACCGUUGUGGACUACACCUCGUUAUGGGAGUGCGUCAAUACUACACUUGGAUGUAAAUAUGGUCUGCAUAAUAGUUAUUCAGUCAUGCAGCUCAUGUCGGCAUGGGGGCCGUUAAUCUACGGCGGUUGUUGGGCUGCGACUCUUUCGACGGCUCUGACGAACUUACUGUCGGUGCCGCGACUGAUCCAAGCCCUGGGCGUCGACCGAAUUUACCCAGGACUCAUCUUCUUCGCUAAACCCUACGGCCGUCACGGCGAGCCUUAUCGUGGUUACGUGCUCACAUUCUUCGUAUCACUGAUCUUUCUAUUAAUAGCUGACCUGAACACCAUUGCACCACUGAUCUCCAAUUUCUACCUCGCGUCUUACGCCCUCAUCAACUUCUGCACAUUCCACGCAGCGCUAGUGCGUCCCCUGGGCUGGCGGCCCACAUUCCGGUACUACAACGUAUGGAUAUCGUUGCUGGGCUUCCUCAUGUGCGUGGCGAUCAUGCUCCUUAUCAGCUGGGUGAUGUCACUCGUCACGUUUUCGAUAUUCUUCACUCUGUACCUCAUAGUGCAUUACAGGAAACCAGACGUGAACUGGGGCAGCAGCACGCAGGCGCAGAUGUACAAGACAGCGCUGUCGAGCGCGCACAGCCUGGCGCGCACGGGCGAGCACGUGAAGAACUACUGGCCGCAGCUGCUGGUGCUAACGGGCCGUGCGCACCAGCGGCCCGCGCUCGUUGACCUCGCGCACCUCAUCACCAAGCCCGGCUCGCUAAUGAUCGUCGCCGACAUAUCGCAGAACAAGUUGUCGUACAAGGAGCGCGCGAAUCGUGCGCGCGCGGCGGACGAGUGGUUGCGCGGGCGCAAGGUGCGCGCGUUCCCCGCUUCAGUGAGCGGGUUCGCGUUCGAGACGGGUUCACGCGCGCUCAUGCAGGCGGCGGGCUUGGGCCGCCUGGCGCCCAACGUGCUGCUCAUGGGCUACAAGGCCGACUGGGCCACCGCGCCCAGCGCAGACCUCGUCGCUUACUUCAAUGUGCUGCAUACUGCAUUCGAGACACGGCUGGCGGUGGCGAUCGUGCGCGUGCGCGGCGGGCUGGACGUGGGCGCGCUGGAGGAGGCGCCGAGCCGCGGCCUCACUGCCACGUCGCACGGCUCGGCCGAGCUGCGCGUGCGCGCCGCUGCCGUGCUGCACGCGGACUCCGACCUCGACAUCCGCGCUCUGCCCGACUCGCAGCCCUCCAGCCGGCACAACCUGCAUUUGUUAACCCUUACCACAUGCCGAUCAUUCACGAUAUCCGAGAAGGGCGACAUAAAAGAGAAAGAGAGGGAAAAGGAGAAGAAAAAGGAUAAAAAACCUUUGAACUUCCACAAACAAGUCAUUUACAAAUCUGCUUCGGGGCUAGAAAUGUCUUCAGACCAGCUGUCGCAGAUGUCUAUAUUCCAGAGGAAACAGGACAAGGGAACAGUAGACGUGUGGUGGCUGUACGACGACGGCGGGCUUACCAUCCUCCUACCGUACAUUAUCUCGCAGCGCUCGAGCUGGGCGAACUGCAAGCUGCGUGUGUUCGCGCUCGCCAAUAGGCAUCACGAGCUCGAGCUUGAGGAGAGGAAUAUGGCUAACUUGUUAGCUAAAUUUCGGAUAGACUACUCGUCCUUGACAAUGGUGCAGGACAUCACGGAACCUCCGAAGCCCGAGACUAAACAACUGUUCGAUGAAAUAAUACAGAAGUUUAUAGACGAAAAUACCAGUGAAGAGUGCCAUAUAAGCGAGACGGAGCUGAACACGUUGGCGGACAAGACGAACCGGCAGCUGCGCCUGCGUGAGCUGCUGCUGCACAACUCCAGCGGCGCCACGCUCGUCGUCAUGUCGCUCCCUAUGCCCAGGAAGAACAGUUGUCAAAUAGAGUCUGCCGGUGGUCCCAAAUUGUUCCUCGAGUAUAAAGCUUUUUCGCGCUUGAAAAAUGAUCCAGAAUGGAUAAAUCUAAGCCAAAAUCAAGAAAAAAAGCAAGAAAAAGUCGCAGGCGCCUUGAUGCAAUAUAAAAAUUAUUCAAAUGAAAUGCUUGAAAUAGCUGUAGAUCUUGUUAGAAAAAAACAGAUAUCAGCAAGAGAGGCGGCGCGACAAUUCGCAAUUCCUAAACAGACAAUAUUAAAUAAAGUAAACAAGUCUCAUACAAAGACUGUCGGAUGUCCAACGCGAUUAUCUGAUGACGAAGAAGCCAAAUUUAUAAGUUUUAAUUGUUGCUGGGGAAUUCGGAUGCCCACUUAG
This is a messenger RNA of Parnassius apollo (apollo), 3462 nucleotides long. The record is from the annotation of a GenBank genome assembly. Lineage: Eukaryota; Metazoa; Arthropoda; Insecta; Lepidoptera; Papilionidae.